Messenger RNA from Arabis nemorensis, 462 nucleotides. Lineage: Eukaryota; Viridiplantae; Streptophyta; Magnoliopsida; Brassicales; Brassicaceae. The record is from the annotation of a GenBank genome assembly.
AUGUUGGUGUAUCAGGACCUUCUCACCGGUGAUGAGCUUUUGUCUGACUCAGGAAAAUGGAUUGUCUUGGGAGCUCUAGAUGUUAACAUUGGUGCCAAUCCAUCCGCGGAAGUAGGUGGUGAGGAUGAGAGUGUUCAUGACCAAGCUGUAAAGGUUAUUGACAUUGUCGACACAUAUAGACUUCAAGAACAACCAUCCUUCGACAAGAAGACAUUCAUUGCUUAUGUGAAGAAAUACAUCGAGCUUUUGAUACCAAAUCUCGAUGCAGAACAGGAAAAAGCCUUCAAGAAAGGUAUUGAAGGAGCUACCAAUUUUUUGGUCUCCAAGCUCGUUGAUCUCCAAUUCUUUGCAGGAGAAGAGAUGCACGAUGAAGGCAUUUUGGUCUUUUGUUACUACAAGGAAGGUGCAACUAACCCAACCUUUUGGUACUUCGCACAUGGUUUGAAGGAGAUCAGAUGCUGA